Symbiodinium pilosum is the source of this 2166-nucleotide messenger RNA. The record is from the annotation of a GenBank genome assembly. NCBI's taxonomy places the organism in Eukaryota, Dinophyceae, Suessiales, Symbiodiniaceae.
AUGGUUGUGGAUUUGGCCAGGCAAUCGUCCAGCUUUGCUUUGCCCCACCUCGAAAUGGAGGAGGGAUUCCUUGGACGUCGAUCUCGAAGCAAAGUCGCCUUCCUAGGAUCCGCCGAGGAGCCCUUGGCAGGGUGCAUCCGCAACAUGACGGAGCUGGCGGAUGCCGUUGCCUCCCGGCUUGGCCGGGAAGCAGGCUUCCAGCCACUGCCGGGGCUGCAACAGCUCCUCCUGCGGGAGCCGCUGGCUCGGGGCGAACGAAGCACACUCAGCCCCGGGCCGCUCUCGGAGGAGGAGGUAGAGCGGGGCCUCGUGGAACAAUACUUGGGCUUCCUGCAGACAUGCCGCCUUUCCGUCCUAUACGUGCUCGAGGCAGAGAAGGGCUGCUUGGAGUUGUACUCCCAGGGCUCCAAAACUGCACUGAAGGUGCCAGUGGCAGCAGAUACUUUGGUGCUCUUCCGCAGCGACGAGCUGUCCUAUGCAUAUGUCCAGUCAGGCCGCGAUGUCGCACUGCAGGGCUGGGUUCUGUCAUCACAGGACCAGGUUGCUCUUCAGGGCCUGGAUGGCGACUUCGAAGGCUUGCAAGAGGUUUUUGGAGGGCCACGGAUUCAAGGUCAAAUCAUGCCCGUUGGCGAACAGGUGAGCAUCAUGACUGCUGCAUGCAUGAUUCCUGGGCAAGUGGACGGCCUGGACCAGAACUACAUAAUGUACAGCGCCCAGACAGACACUUUCUUGGAGAUUCCCUUCAUGAGAUGGGAUAUCAACUUGUACUACACUUCGAAUCCUGAAGAGAGUCCAGUUCCCAAGUCGUACACGAAGCAUGCCGGGCUCCUCUCAGAUAACGAAAUCACAGGCUUCGACAACGACUUCUUCGACAUCCCAACGAAGCAUGCCUCCUCCUACCCUCCGGCCAUCCGCCUCUGCCUGGAGAAGGUUUUCGAGUCGCUUUUGGCCCGUGGCUACACGCGGGAGUCCCUCCGUGGUCGAAAUCUGCCGCUGUGGGUUGCUGACAUUGGUCACGAGUUUGAUCCCUUCUUCAGGUUUAUGGAGGAUCCGGACACCUGGGCUACUGCGAGGCAGUUGGGUAUGCCAUCAGCAGGACUGAUAGCAUACCAUCUCAACACCACGGGGCCAGCUACAUGUGUUGACACGGCCUGUUCGUCGUCUUUGGUGAGCUCCAACUUGCUCUACAACUACAUGCGCAAACGACCGGAUCCUACGGUGACAGAAGCUGUCACCUCCUCCAUGAUGACCUGCCUGGCGGCGCUAACCUUCGUGGGCCUGAGUGGCGCGGGAAUGUUGGGGAGGACCGGACGCUGCAAAUCCUUCGACAACUCAGCCAACGGCUAUGCUCGUGGCGAAGGCAUCGUCUCCCAGGUCUGGAAGGUAGCUGAGGACGCCAAAGAUGUGGAAGAUCGGCUGGGCGUCUUCGUCACAGGUUUCGUGAACCAGGAUGGUCGCAGCGCCAGCCUCACGGCACCCAAUGGCCCCUCGCAGCAGCUGUGCGUGCGCUCCUCGCUCCGUCUGGGAGGUCUGCUGCCGGCUGAGAUAGUCUGCACCGAAAAUCAUGGCACUGGCACAGCCCUGGGUGAUCCGAUCGAGGUGGGCUCAGUGCGCGCCGUCUUUUGGAAGGGCCGUGAUGCGCCUGUUGUGGUAACUACGGGGAAAUCCCACCAGGGCCACUCCGAGGCCUCCGCGGGGCUCUCAGGAAUCAUGAAAACGGUGAACACGAUCCGCCACUGGACGGCUCCCUCGCAGUGCCAUCUCCAGCUGCUCAAUGCGCACAUCGACGACGGCGGCUUUCCGGGUCUCUUCCCGGUGGAGUGCUGCAACCUGAAUGGCGACGAGCGUGGCAUUAUCGGCGGGCUGAACUCCUUCGGCUUUGGUGGCACCAACUCGCGCGGCGAGAUUUGGGCCAUGAGCCGUGCUGUGGCGCGGCGCCGCGGGGAGGAGGCGCUCAGCGGCGUGCAGACGAGCGAGGCCCAGGCCCGGAUCGCGGUGUCAGUGCCGUGUUCGGUCUGCCAAAAGCCUAUGUGCUUCCUGUGCGGACGUGCCUUGCAUGGAAGUCCCAACCAUCGCUGUGCUGACAUUCGCGCGAAAGUAGCCUCCUACGACACAUGCAGCGACUGCUACACGGGCACCUUCCACUAUCAAGGAGCAUUGACGUGA